Capronia epimyces CBS 606.96 is the source of this 933-nucleotide messenger RNA. RefSeq lists its product as uncharacterized. Bases 1 to 933 code for a protein of 310 amino acids. Lineage: Eukaryota; Fungi; Ascomycota; Eurotiomycetes; Chaetothyriales; Herpotrichiellaceae. Gene Ontology annotation, cellular component: plasma membrane. The record is from RefSeq and is a predicted model, not a curated record. The transcript is spliced from 2 exons.
AUGUGGUAUUUAGGCAGUUGGCUCUUCCCAGUCAUCUCAGCAUGCAUGUGGCUCGGCAUGCUCUUAGCAAUGUUCAUCGACUGGGAAGUCAUAGGCCACCCAAUCUACCCGUCCAUGGAGGCCGGCCAGAAGAUCGCGUACAUCAGUGACGUCGGCGCCUACGGGCUCAAACCACUCUUCAUUACCGGGAGUGUCAUUACCACCGUCUUCCUCGACUUGGGCUUCAUGGCCGAACGAUGGCUCCGUCACACCGGCCGCCUUGUCCCCAAUACCUCGUUCGCCCAGAAAGUCCUGUCCGUCAUCUCCAUCAUCUUUGCCGUGGCUGGCUCCGCGGGCCUCAUCCUGCUGAGCAUCUUCGACACGUACCAUCAUCCGCGCUUGCAUGACGGCUUCCUCUUGCUUUUCAUCGGAGGAUACAUCAUUUCAGCCAUUUUCCUGUGUGCCGAGUACCAGAGACUGGGCAUCCACUACCGGAACCACCGAAUUCUGAGGAUCUCCUUCUACGUCAAGCUGUCCUUCAUCAUCAUCGAAGUCAUAAUGGCCGUGGUCUUCGCGGCCACGAGCUUCAACAGCCAGAAGAACGUUGCUGCUGUCUUUGAGUGGCUCGUCGCCCUGAUCUUCACCUUUUACAUCCUCAGCUUCCUCCUCGACCUGCUGCCGAGCGUGAGAUCGAAGCACCACGUGCCCCAGGGCUGGAGGGAUGCCGAGCUCGAGAAGGGUCGCAAUGGACUGUCAACAGAGCCAGACGCUCCAGUUACUUCGGAUUCCGCCGGCCCAAAUCAGAACAUGGGCCCUGAAGAUGAUGUCUCUCAAGGCUACCGGGGCACCACCAUGACCAACGGUGUUGGAGCUGGUGCCGGUGCGGGAUAUCCCAACAACCACUCUGAUGUGGGCGGUCGAAAGAAAUGGGGCGUUGGCCGCUUCAGGCGAUAG